This is a messenger RNA of Nematocida major, 900 nucleotides long. RefSeq lists its product as uncharacterized. Bases 1 to 900 code for a protein of 299 amino acids. The transcript has a single exon. The record is from RefSeq and is a predicted model, not a curated record. Lineage: Eukaryota; Fungi; Microsporidia.
AUGGAAAAGCUGCAUGGAGAUGCGCAGAAGAUCCUUAGGGUGACCUAUCUGUCGGUGCAAAAGUUCAAAGGGGCUCUAGCAAGCGCAGGGCCCGAGGCCGUGAAGGAAAAAAUAGGCCUUCUUGUCGAGUAUCUGGGGAAAAAGGAGAAAGAGUGUGUAGAAGUAGAGAAGCAGAUGAAGAUCUGCGAAGAAAAGCAGAAAGAGCUAGAAAAAAGAGAGGUUGAUGUGGAGCUUGUUAAGUUUUUGGCCGAAAGAGGAUUUAAAAGAACAGCACAUACUGUUCAAGACUAUUAUAGCUUGCCUGUGCUCUUGGAUGCCCAGGCGAGUGCGCCCGGGGGCGUCUUAGGCAUAGACUCUCAAACCCUGGAUGAGGCUGGAGGGCUAGAAAAGCGCCAGCGCAUGUCUAUACAUAGGGAAAUAAUUCAGCUGUGCAAAACAGCCAGCACAAAGAUGUCUGCAUGCGAUCUUGUGAAAAAGAAUGCAGGGCUUUUUCCCAGCAGGCUGCUUCCCCUUCUGGUGCUCCCAUGCGACACGAAACUAUUCAAGUCCUGCUUAAAAGAGUGCCAGGAUGGCGUGCUGGAAGACCUUGCAGCUGGCAGCCCGGAAAAGAGCAGCUGCUUCUACAGAAGGGUUGCGCUGGGAGUGUCUGGGUUUAUUACGCCUGCCUGCAAGGAGAGCCUGGACUCUAUGUGCCCAGGCUGCUGCCAAAACACGUCCAAAAUAGCAGGCGGCUUUCCUCGAAGCACCCGCAGCAGAAGCCAGCCGCUGUGCAGUCAGUUGCGAACAGUUAUAUCCCCAAGCCAAGCAACAUAUGUUACAAGAAACGGGGAAAUAUACAGCGAGGGCGGGCUAGAAGACACGUCCCUGUGCAAAGUUGUAAAAAGAUGCUAUUUUGUGUAG